This is a messenger RNA of Styela clava, 5070 nucleotides long. RefSeq lists its product as uncharacterized. NCBI's taxonomy places the organism in Eukaryota, Metazoa, Chordata, Ascidiacea, Stolidobranchia, Styelidae. Gene Ontology annotation, cellular component: plasma membrane. The record is from RefSeq and is a predicted model, not a curated record. Gene Ontology annotation, biological process: multicellular organism development.
AGAACCCUUAGUUGUGGUAAAUUCUUUCCGCUGUAGCCUGCAUAUAGCUAACUGCUUUACAUACCUUCGCUUUGUCCUGAAAUGUUAAAUAAAUGAGACGAAAAGACAAGCUUCACUGCACUAGGGAGAUUCUGUCAGCUUUCCAGCUUUUCCCGGUGGAUUAUUUCUGCAAACGAUACUGCGUUUUUCAAGAGGACGCCAUUAUGACGCAACAAACCACUCCCAAAAUCAAAUCUGUCGUUGCCUUGACAACAAUGUGCGUAAUCACUGCUCUACUCUUCUGCAGCCUGCCUCAAGUGGACUCGUUGGGAUCAGAAUGCUACACUAUAACUGGCGAUGAUUACAGAGGGAAACAAGACAAAAUAGAACUCCCGGAUGUGGCCGGAGAUCUCAUUACGUCUGCCGCUUGCUUGCCGUGGAACCAGUCAGAAGAAAGUCGAAAGAAAAACGCCCCGGAAAAAGGAAUCGGGAAUCACAAUUACUGUAGAAACCCAGAUAAUGACAUUCUUCCUUGGUGCAAAGUCGAUGGCGUUCAAGGAACCGACGGAGCAUGGGGUUAUUGUCAUCUGCCUACAUGCAAAGUGCCUGGGUAUCUCGGAUGUUUCCCGGACCACGGCAAUCCUCCUGCAUUGGACGGUGUCGACGUUACCUACAAAGUCAUGACGGUUGGGUCCUGUCUCGAAUUCUGCAGACGUCAAGGUUACAAAUACGCAGGACUAGAAGCAGGUCAUGCUUGCUACUGUGGGAACUAUGGUUACGGUCGUUAUGGUCAGUCUUCAGAACGAGGAACACGUUGCGCCACCAAGUGUUUCGGGAACAAAAGUCAACCUUGUGGAGGUGAUGGUUACGUGGACGUUUACAGAGCAGAUAUCGGGACGUGUGGGACAAAAACUCCUCUUCUAACGCCAUCCGGGGCAGUCUACUCUCCGGGUUACCCUGAUCGUCCAAGCAAUGAUAUUUUGACAUCGUUGAAAGCCUCUGAAGCUAUGAUGCAGCAGUUGAAAGAUGAGAUAGCAAAGGCACAAGGUCUUACUCGCGAGAGCGACACAACUACAAGCAGCGAUUUGCCAACUUCGCCCGAAAAUUCUUGCGAAUGGAAAAUAGACAUCAAACAAGCUUCACAAAUUAACACUAUAAUAAAGAAAAUCGAUUUGAAAGGCAAAUUGGGGGGCGUACUUGAAAUCGAAGCUGGAAAAGGCGCCAUGGUUGUCGUCACUGUUCCUUCCAAGUUCGUGACGUCAUUAAAUGAUACGUCAUCAACGCCUGAAAAAAUAAUAAUAAAGUCUCCGAUAGUUUGGGUCACGGACUCAACAGUAUCGAGGCACGGAAUUGAUAUUGUCAUUCCUGACAACAAAACGGAAAAUGGGAGCACUGAAUUUCAACCAGGUGAGAAGCCCCAAUGGUCUCCAAAUCUAGCCAAACAACAAUGGCCAAGAUACGUCAUACCAGCCGAUAGUUUAGAACCAAUGGUAUCAAUCGAGGGCGGGGUCUUCGCAAUUCGUUUCCGCCGUGGUGCAGAACUAAUAGCGUCAAUGCAGUCAGCCUUCGACCACCAUCAUCAGGGACUAAGCAGUCGCCGUAAACGAAAAAGCGCCGACUGGAGUCGUUUCGUACUGGAGUACGAAGCUACUUUUCCGGAGGAGGUACACCACGUGAAAACCGAUGACGCAAACGUGCCUGAUGGCGUCAAAAAUACCAGAAAACAUUCAGGUACUGGUAGCACACGACGACACAAAGUCAGUAGACGUAAGAAGCCGAGGAAGCCAGACAACGGCCACGACAAAUCUCACCCUAAAAACACUCUUACCCCCGAUAUGGGACUGGGGCAAACUCUUUUCAAGAUCUCAAAAGAAGACGCAACAGCGAUCAGGGACGCGAUUGCGAAUCAUCCGGAUGACGCAGACUGGAGUGAAGGGUCAAAAUCGACGAUCAAAAUUGAAGUAAUUGUUGAACCCAGACCCGGAAAUCCUUCGACCAGUGAGAAACCGCCGGAAGGGAAACCAGCAAUGUCAGAAUUCACCAUUCCACUACUUCUGGCUGUGCUCUUAACUACAACAACAAUUCUAAUCCUUUCUGCGGUGUUAGUAAUUUUCCGUCGGGGAGGAAUAUCGAACAAGAAGAAUGAAAAAUCAAAACAAAACUUCACUCGUGGUCUCGUCGUUACAUGUCCUCAAGAUGGCGAUAAAGAGAAGUCAGGAUCCAACUCAGACGUGUCCUCAAGUUCGACAGCUGAAUCGGUCAUUCUCACUGAUUCUGAAAACUCUAAAUAUUCUCCACGACCCCCACAGUCCAGUUCGCCACCAGUGAGCCCAACAACCAUCAAGGAUUUGAUGGAAUUUCUGAAAAGUCAGCCUGGACUAAUACAAACUUCUCCGCCUGUUGAACCUGAUCCAUAUAAACAGAUUCCAUCAAGUUCUCAUUUCUACGGUGCAGAAGGAGGGCGAAAUGAUCUCCGAUCGGACGACGUAACCCCCUUGCCUGGUCCGUGCCCUCAUUGCUGUGGAUGUUCGGAAGACAAUCGCGCACACAGACACGGAGAUUCCUGUCGAACACAUCACAAUCAAGGGAAAUACGGAAAACCCCAUCAAAGCGGUUCUACAUCGCGACCUAGUGGUAAUAAAAACACUCGCGGACUUUCCCUCCGCCCUUGUAAAGGUAAUGCGAGUACACAACAGAUGCUGGCACCACCUUUGUCUCCAAUAAGCGAAGUGUCCUCUGUGACGUCAUCGAUGAUGUCGUUACCGAUUACGUCUUCAAAUUCACAAACGUCACUUCUCAAACAAACCCCGAAAAGCACGCCACACAAAUUGCCCAAAAAAGACUACAAAGAGACUAGCCCAGAAACUGAAGCUUUUCUGUCCCAGGCUAGCGAUGCUGAAUCUGGCAUCGUAGACUCUAUUCAGCCCAAGAAAUCCGAAUUAUCUCCGCGUAAGCAACCAAAACUACGGUUUAGCGAAACUGUAGGCGAAAAAAUCGUCGCUGCACGAUAUCUGGGGGGUGCUGCAGGCGCGUGUUACGAUAGCGGUUAUGCUACCUCCAAUUAUGAAGAGGAAGAAGAGAGAAUGAAAAAUGAGAGUAAAAAGUAUUCAUCCGUAUCUAACGGAGAUUGUGACGUAACAAUCUAGUGAAAACCGCGAUUUGGCCAGAGUUGCCAGAUGUAAUACACCAAGUCCCGAUUCGUAAGACACGGAAGAGAAGGGGAAAACGAUAAACUAACAUGAAAUAUGGCAUCCCUCGUGUCGCCAUAACUGAUAGCCUCCUAGUAGCGAGUAUCGUGGGAAAAAUAUACGAGAACUUGAUAUAUAUAUAAAGUAUAAACAUAAAAUGCUUUUUGAUCGAGCGCAUUCAAUGUUCGAUUUUUUACUCAUUUUUUCUGUUCAAAAAUUUAUAUAAAUGUGUUAUAAAAAUAGACUUGUCUGCAAUAUCAUUAUGGGAUCAAAUUCUUGAAUUUUUAGUGUCAGUGAACAUUAACUGACAAUUGGAUUUGGGUAACCUUCCCUUCCCUCAUACUUAAAGGUAACGAUGUGAAAAAUUUUGAACCCUGGUAAACCAAGAGGUUACAUGAUAUAUGUAGAAUUAAUAAUGGUAACUGUUUUCUAUUUUGCCUUGCGUGAGAGGAUAGAUACUAAAUUAGUAAACUAAAUAGGGUUUCAAGCGUUUGUUCUGCUGGAUUUCUCCAGCAAUUUUACUUCAAAUAUAGACACAACUCAGCCGCUAAUACCUCUGAUGUUAUUACACAUUUAUUCUUGAUCGAAGUUUUUUUUUAUUCACAUAAAACAAUAAGUCUAGGAUUUUCUGUAUUUUUCCUGCUUUAGUUUUUUGUUUUUAUUAUAAACAAAUUGUCUCUGUUUGAACUUUUGUAAAAAAAAGUGUUUACCAAUAUAUACAAUUUCACAACAGUUUCGAUAUAUUGUUUACUGUUUCUCAUUUUUAUUGUAUUGGACCCCUUAAGUUAUCUAUGAAAAACUAAAAUUCGAACCUAGUUUUUCUAUUUUAAUUUCACAACACCCUUAUUCCCUCCCCACCUAGCACAAUGCAACCUUUUAAUCGCCCCCUAUAAUUCAAAAGAGAUUACUGAUAGGAAGGAUAAUACAGGCACGAGCUACCUAUAAAAGGAGAUACCCGUUGAUAGGUUCCUCAUUAUGAGUAUCUGCGACUCUACUUUGAUUAAUCAAUCUAUUAGAGAUGAUCCUAAAAAUAGUAUUUUUUCAAAUAAAAAUCAGAACAAGGUCUUCUUGAAGACUUAAGGGGGAAAAGAUCUGGUUAUUUCGCUAUACAUAUGCGAUAGAUUAUUCAUCAAAACGCAUUUUUGGAAAAAUGUCAAUUUUGAAUCAAUGAAAUAUUGUAGUCUUAUAACAUUGUUUGUUAGAGACUUCUUAUAAAAUAGUUUUUAUUGAAAAAAUUUUAAAUGCAUUUAAUAAAAUGCCAAUUUUGAAUCUAUAAAAUAAGUAGCCUUGAUAACAUUGUUUGUUGGAGACUUCUUAGGAAAUGGAUUUUAACAUAUUGCAAACACGCUCAUACACAUUGCACUACUUAAUUUGUAUUGAAUCGUCGGGACAAUUGGAUGUAAUUUUUGAAUGUUAUCUGUUUGGACAAAAAAUCAUUACAAAAUCUGAAAUUUAUUUAAUUAUCAAAAUUGAUUAACAUCGCGGGGAAUACUUGAAUUCAUUCAUUUUUCCUUAUUUUUUGUCAAAUUAUAAUUAAUUUAAAAUUGUAAUUAUUAUUUCUUUUUUAUUUACUAAGUUCAUGAAAAAAUGUAAAAAAAUUACUAAAAUAAAUUAAUCUUUUUAUAUUUCGAAUAAUGAUUUCACCAUGCCUUCAAAUAUUCGCCAACUUGGAAAGGCACUAUUUUAUUUGCACUGAUGUCACAAUACGUUGUCAAAUUGGUGGCAUUGUGACAUCAAAAUUGUAUAUACACUUUCAAUAAGUUUUUUUCUAUUUUAUGCCUCAUUUUUUUGGUUAUCGGUGUUUGUUUUGUUUUUCCUUUUUGUUGUUUAAUUUUCUCGAAAAUGUGUAUAUUAACUUCACCAUUUUUGUAAAUUCUGCGACAAAUAAAAUGAAUACACUUUA